This is a messenger RNA of Microplitis demolitor, 776 nucleotides long. RefSeq names its product metallo-beta-lactamase domain-containing protein 1. The coding region runs from base 1 to 681 and encodes 226 amino acids. The transcript is spliced from 3 exons. The record is from RefSeq and is a predicted model, not a curated record. Lineage: Eukaryota; Metazoa; Arthropoda; Insecta; Hymenoptera; Braconidae.
AUGAUGUACCAAAUUAUAGUUUUAUUUGACGGCUACUCAAAACAGCUGGAGGAUGAAAAAACGGAAGCAAAUUGCUCGUGUACGUUGAUAAAAAGUCCGACAAUAAAUAUAAUUGUUGACACCAUGACUGCUUGGGAUCGUGAUAAAAUAGUGACAGCUCUGAGAGGUCAUAACAUUAAACCAGAGGACAUUAAUUAUGUCAUCUGUACUCAUGGUCAUGCUGACCAUAUUGGUAACAACAAUUUAUUUACCCAUGCAAGACAACAUAUUGUAGGCCAUUGCAUACAAAGAGAGACGAUAUUUGAUGAAUCUCAGAUUAGUACCAAAGGAGAGUAUCAGUUGAAUGAAGACAUAAAAAUUAUAGCAACUCCUGGACACACUGCUGAGGACAUCACGCUCUUAAUCAAAAACUGCCGAAUAAUAAACAAUGAUGCGAAUGACGUUGAUGGAUCUCAGGCUCUGCAGACCCACCGCGUGGCAAUAACUGGGGAUUUGUUUGAAAAAGAAGCCGACAUCGCGAACCCUGAGCUGUGGAAAGCGGUGGGCUCCAAAGAACUCCAGCAAAUCCAAGCAAAAAAUCGGCUGAUGAUUAUCAAGACCGCUGACUAUAUUGUACCAGGACACGGGGCUCUGUUUAAAGUUACUGAAGACAUGAUUAAAUUAUUAGAGUCGCAAUUGUAAUUAAAAAAAAAGUACUUGGGGUUACCUUUGCAACACAAUAUUUUAUUUAAACAAUUAAUUAAUUAAUUAAUAUAUUUAUGAUAUUAUAAAAGUAA